UUAGAGCGUUUCUACUUCCGGGGACGCUGUAACGACCGUCGCUGCUGCAACGCGGGCUGAGCCUUGUUUUUUCUUGCUACAGUUUUUGUAUUGUUAUUUUGCUUGGAAAGUACGAUAUUUUCAAUAUGGCUAGUCAAACGAGGUCGCAGAAAACUACAUCAGUGAGGAAAGAAUAUGUCCGUACCUCCGCCAGGACCCCAGGUUCUCCUCUUAGCCCGACUAAAAUGAACCGGCAUCAAGAAAAGGAAGAACUGGUGCAAUUGAACACCAGAUUGGCUGCCUACAUUGACAAGAUCCGCUCACUGGAAGUAGAAAACUCUGGCUUACAAUCUCGUGUUACGACCAUUGUAGAAGAUCAUUCACGAGAGGUAUCUAACAUCAAAGCUCUCUACGAAGCGGAGCUUGGCGAUGCCAGGAGGCUUCUAGAUGAAACAUCUAAAGAGAAGGCCAAGUUAGAAAUCAAUGUUGGGAGGUACACACAGGAACUUGAUGACUUCAAAGCGAGAUUUAACAAGCUGGAGAAAGAUCAUGCAUCCAACUUGAAGAAGCUGCACAACCUUGAAGGUUCACUCGCAGACAAGGAUGCCCGUCUUAAGUCCACCAUGAGUGAGAACCGUCAGCUGGAGUCUGACAACAAUGACCUGAGGAAGAACCUGCAGAACAAGGACAAGCAGUUGUCUGUUGCUAAGAAACAGGUGGAAGAAGAAACUGUUCUAAGAGUUGACCUUGAGAAUCGAUUUCAGAGUUUGAAAGAGGAACUCGCUUUCAAAGAAAAUAUCUACAAAGAAGAACUGGUGAAAACAAAAGUCCGCAGACAGGAAGAAGUCACAGAAAUUGACAACCGUAGACGCAUAGAGUAUGAUGAUCGUCUGCAAGAAAGUCUGGAAGACCUCCGUGCUGACCAUGAAGAACAAAUGGAGCAGUUGCGCAAAGAGUCGGAAUACAUUUACGAUAGCAAGUUCAAUGAUCUGAAGCGAAUUGCAGAACAACAGCGCAAGUUGGCAUCAGCUGCCCAAGAGGAGCUUCGUGAUGCACGUGUGACUGUUGAGAAGCUGGAGAAAACGAUCACAACAUGGGAAAAUGAGAACGAUAUUUUGAACAAGAGGAUUAAGAAUCUGGAGAGACAGAACAAAGAAAACCGUGACAGCUAUCAGAUAUCACUGAACGAACGUGACGAAGAAGUGACCAUCCUGCGAGAGCAAGUAGAAGAACAGUUGAAGGAGUAUGAGAGUUUGCUAGCAACGAAAGUCUCACUCGAUGCCGAGAUUGCUGCUUACGACAACCUUCUAGGAGCUGAGGAAGUUAGAUUGAAUAUCACUCCAUCACCACCAAGAAGUCAGUCUAGAUCUCAGAAAAGAGCCUCCAAGACUCACACACCAAUGCGCCAGCUCCGUGCCAAACGUCGCCGUGUACGUGAUGCAUCCAGCAUUGUUCAGAGUGAACAUACCAGCGGAUCUGUGUCUAUCGUUGAGGUCAGCAUUGAUGGAAAGUUCAUCAAGUUGAAGAACAUUUCCGAUUCGGAUCAACCAAUGGGAGGCUGGAUGCUGAAGAGUUGUGCCGGCGAUGACGAAGUAUCGUAUAAAUUCAGUAACAAGUACAUAUUGAAGGGCAAUCAAGAAGUGACGGUGUGGUCAUCCGGUAGUGGUCAGGCCAACAAUCCCCCUUCAGACCUUUUGGCAAAGAACAGGCCAUCGUGGGGUACUGGAGAUGAGAUCACCACAACCUUGCUGGAUAGUAAUGGCGAAGCCAGUGCUACGAGAUCCUUGAAAAGAGAAUUUAGCUACAGUGAUCAGCCGGAAGAAGAAUCUUCAAAGUGCCUGUUGAUGUGAAUGAGUUGAUGCAUUGCAAGAUUAUACCAUGUUCCUGAUACAUUGCAAGCCUGUAAGACAGAUAGAAAGAAUAGAAAAGAGUGACUGUACCUAACCAAAGAUACAAUACAGUAUAUCAACAUCUGUUUGUUCUCUAUCUUUUGUAAAACUUCCCCAUGAAAAAAUACAAAUGGCGAUUGGAACAUAUUUGUCUUUUAAAACAUUUCAGGAAUAUAUUGGAGAACAUUCUUAUCCUAAAUAUCUAAUUAUCAAUUGGUCAACUGAAGACUUGUUGAUGAAUAAAUAUAGUCUUUUGGUGUCUGUUAGUUUCACAUAGAAAUGAAAUUUUGAAUUUGGUAUAUUAGAAGUGAAAUCAGGAAUGGUGUCUAUGGUUACAUCGUCUGUGAGAACCAUACAAAAUUGCCCGCCUUAGGAUAAAAAAUAUAUCGUUGGAUUAAAUUUACAAAGUUAAUGGAUUUAAACUUGCACUGAAUAAGCUUCGACAAUAACAAUAAUUGACAUGUUCUGUAAAAAAUCGCAGUAUGACAAUGUCAUUAAGUUGUCAAUUUGUUAGAAUCAUGAAUGUUAAUUUACUAUGUCAGGGAAAGAAAUGAUUUCUCAAUUUCAUUUCAUAUUUUUAAUGUUUUUGAUACAAACAAUUGCUUUUUGAUAAUCUCAGAUGUAAUCUCAACCUAUUUUAAGUACAGUGUACUAUACAUAAUAAUCAAGUUUAAUAGUUGUGUUGCUUAGAUGUAAAUACUGUAAUACUUGCAAUGUUAUUGUCUUGUUAUCGUGGCUGUUACAUUAAGUGUCUGCUCCCCACCUUUUUAUUUUAAUUCAUGUUAGACGCACAUUUUAAUAAUCUUGCAAAUACAUUAAAGUGUAUGGCUGUGACAUUAAGUGUCUGCUCCCCAACUUUUUAUUUUAAUUUGUUAAACGCAGCAUUUUAAUAAUAUAUAGCCAAGAUGUGAGUGGAUUGCAAAUACUUUAUUUUUAUAAGUUUAUGAUCAUUGUGGUGCAUUCAACUUCUCCUCUAUGGUGCAAGUGAACAGCAAAUUAUCACUCCCUCUGUGGUGUGUGUGUGAACGGUAAAGUAUUUAAUAUCCUCCCAUCUGUACACUACGUAAUGCUUUUAUUUAUCGGAUAUUAUGUACCGGGGUAGGUAGCUACUAAAUGGAGUUAACAAAUUAGUUUUUAAGAAUUGUUGUACGAGAAAUGUACUUUAAAUGCUUCCCUGAUGUAGGUAGAUAGAUUUUAUCUUGGACUUGAAUAUUUUCCAACCAUGUAUAUAAUGAUGGGAAAAGAAAUUGUUGAACAAAACUUAGAUGGAUUGUCCGUCCACCCAUAUCCAAAAGUGUGGCUUUCAAUAGGCCAGUAAGGUGUGUGACCUAUGCUUGGGCAUGGUUUUUUUUUACUAACAUUAAUUUUUUACAUCAAGAUAAUUUUUGGAUAAGUGUAUUAUUGUAGCAUGAAACAUUUGUAGCACUGUAGUCUUAUGAUGCAUGCAUUUAAUUGAACACCAGCUAAAAUUAAAAUAAAGUAAAGUAGAAAGUA
Molecule: messenger RNA, 3362 nt
Organism: Anneissia japonica
Lineage: Eukaryota; Metazoa; Echinodermata; Crinoidea; Comatulida; Comatulidae
Product: lamin-B1-like
Exons: 10
Coding region: 126-1829 (567 amino acids)
Source: RefSeq, a predicted model, not a curated record